AGUCGUAGAGUUUUUAUCUCGGUACACCUCACAUUGUAAAAACUUGUGAAAAAUGGAAUCCCCCGUGUCUUCCGCCCUGAAACCCAUUUACAAGGUGGGCAAGUACUUUGGGCUGCUCCCAAUACCUCCAAAAUUUUUAUCCCCAUCUCCUCCCACUACCACCGUCCCCACAACCACCAUCCCCACCACGACCAUUGUCUCUCGUCACUCCCAUCUCCUCCUCCCCCUCUACUCAGCCUACGUCCUUGUGUCCAACUUGACAGUGUUGGGAUUUGCUAUCGUCAUCUUUUUUAGAGAAUUGUCCUCUCCCGAUCGAAAUUUGGUAGAACAGUUUCUCGACAUGGUGUACCAUUCGCAUAUUUUGAUCACCAUCACCGUUUGCAUACACCAGUCAAGGCACAACAUUUCCGAAAAUCUGGCCGAUUGGAAUAAACUCGAAGUACUUUUUGAAACUUUUGAAAAUUGUGGAAAUAGCAAUCCUCGCGAAAGCGUGUCAUUUAGAAAAUCAAUAAAUCUACCAACAUCGUUUGCCGACUUGAUCGAAAUUCUCCCCCGAAACGAUCAGAAAAAGCAUAACAAAUUUAUCACCCUGUCAAAAUGGCUGACAGUGAUAUACGUUGGGGUCAUCUUUGUCGGAGCGGUGUCAUAUUUCAUUACAAUUUCUAUUAAUGAAAAUACAUCGUCGAUCAGUUCCUAUUUGGACGAGGCAGCCAAGAUCUAUGUGAUUGAAGAAUGGUGCACUUGGUGGAGUGGAAUUUAUGUCAUUUUUAUCGGUCACACAAUGGAGUUAAUUUGGGCCUAUGGCGACAUGCUGUUGGUUCUAUUUUCGCUAUGCAUGUCCUACCAAUUCAAGAGAUUCAACCGGAUUGUGGAGAAAGCAUGUACGAGACAGAAAAUCGGGAAUAUUCAUCCCAGAGAUAUCGAAGACUUGAGACUGUUUCAUUGGGAAAUUGCUAAAGUUAUCAAGAAAACCAAUAAAAUUCUCUCCGUGUUAACCAGCACGGUCUUCACGUGCAACAUUUUGUACUUGUUCUCUCGAGUGUUUAAUGGAAUCGAGGCAGAUCUCAAGCAUCCGACCAUAAUUGCGACAAAGUUUUCGUCUGAGACUACAAAAAGUUUUAAAGUACUGGAUGCAAAAGGAGACGUCACUAAUUCAGAAACUGAGUAUUUAUUGAUGGAUCGUUUCUGUAUUCAAGUGCUAACAUCCAAUUUAGCCAUAUCAGGGAGCGGGUACUUUCAACUGAAUCGUGGAUUCAUAGCUACAUUAGUGAGCGCUCUGAUAACUUAUGAAGUCGUAAUUCUCCAAUUUUCUGUUGCAUCGAGAGUAAAAUUGUCCAAAUCAGGAGUACUAAAUACAACAAUGAUGCCUGUAAUACAAUUUCUUAAUAAUGUGAAUGAAACGUAUUCUCGGUAAAUAUGUACUAAUUAAUUUAAUAGGCAUUUAAUAAUGCCUUCUCCACAAGAAUAUUUUUCCAACCUGCUAGCUCAGAGCUCUACAAGUAAAAUGAAAUGUCAUCGUGAUUACGCUAACAAUGCACAUGUCAGACAUGUUUCGCACGGAUCUUCUUGA
Molecule: messenger RNA, 1570 nt
Organism: Folsomia candida
Lineage: Eukaryota; Metazoa; Arthropoda; Collembola; Entomobryomorpha; Isotomidae
Product: gustatory receptor for sugar taste 64e-like
Exons: 6
Coding region: 53-1414 (453 amino acids)
Biological process (GO): sensory perception of chemical stimulus; detection of chemical stimulus involved in sensory perception of taste
Cellular component (GO): membrane
Molecular function (GO): taste receptor activity
Source: RefSeq, a predicted model, not a curated record